Messenger RNA from Tuber aestivum (summer truffle), 3491 nucleotides. The record is from the annotation of a GenBank genome assembly. Lineage: Eukaryota; Fungi; Ascomycota; Pezizomycetes; Pezizales; Tuberaceae.
ACAGUACCAUACGGCAUUCAUACACAUUCACUUGACGAACAGCCUUUCCACCCCCCUCUACCGCUGCACGCUACUCGUACAGUGAAUUACCUCAUCCAUUCCCCGCCCAACCUCAUCAUCCUGUCUACCCACCUAUCUCUCGUGGGAUAAACAGGAAAAAAAUUACCACUCCACUCUCCUCCGCUAUCCUAAAGUGAACUUACCUUCACUCUACCACUUCCCUUCCUAUCUAUGCCACUCCUCGGGCGCAGCGCAUACUAUAGGCCGGUUGAGCUCCUUGUGUGCUGUGGUACCACUAAUAUUGUACCUGUCCCGCUGAGAUAAGAUUCCAACAUGGCCGACUUCUUUCCACCUUUCACGCCCUCCCCCGGGCGAGCCUCCCUUCUCGGCUUAGGUUUACCAUCUCCCUCUUCGGCAGAGAACUCCCCUCCAGCAGCCCUCAGGCCCACCCCUUCCCCUCGGCUCCAUUGUGAGCAGCGGAGAGUUCUGCACCCUCUGGCGGACGGGUCCGACGAUGGAUGCUCUCCGCAUCCCUCUAUCUAUGAGGCAUCUCCGGUGGCCUCGGAUGACGAGUGUCUAGGCGAUAAGGAACCCCUUUCAGUGUGUUUUGAGACAGCAAAGCCGCAGGCAGCCGAUCUCCUCUCCUCGAAUCCUGACGGGACUAAUUCACCGCCCGGUGGAAGGGAUAUCUCUCGCCUCCCCGGCCUCUCCUUAUUGGAGACCAUCUCGGAGCAGAAGAGUGCAAGAACGCAACCAGAGGAGAGAGACCAGGAGCCCUAUACCCAGCUUCCGACGGAGGAAGAUGAAUCGGAGGACGAGGAGUUCGAGCAGUAUUACUAUGAGUAUGCGAGUCCAACGCAACCGCUGCACCCAGCCUUGUCAACAUCUGCUCCGCAGCACACAGGUCAGCGCACCUUGAUAUAUUCGCCUUCCAUCCAAUCCGGAAGGGAAAAGGCUCUAACAUUAGCAAAUAGAAUCGCCAUAUCCAUCCCCUUCCCAAAACCAUCCUACAUCAGCUCCUGUUAGCAAUGCUUUUUUCACCCGCGGUUUACCACCGUCCCCUCGCCCCUUCCCCCACCAACCGAAUUUCCGCCCCGCCGUGUCCAUGAAUCGUUCCUAUGGGACUCUCUCCUCGCAUCCAUUCCAUCGCGCCCCUGUACUUGCUACCCUACCCGAUAAUUAUCCCGCCGACAACAUGCGCACUCCUGACUCGCUCCGGAGCCCAAGCAGCAGGAGCAGAGCAGGUAGUUUUCGGGAAGGCGGAGUUUGGACAAAAAUAUCCCACGCAUUCUGCGCCUUCUGUUGCUGCGUUAGCGUCGGCGAUUCCGAGCGUUGAGGCGAGCUCCCUUGACUGACACGCCAGGGGAAAACUAUGAAGCGUGACCAACGAAUUGAUGAUUCUGUAAAUGAGCAAAAGAAUGGCGUUUUUUCUACUUUUUAAUAGCUCCCCUUCCCUUUUCUUUUCUUUUCUUCUCAUGGUGGCUCUCUAUCCUCUUUUCAUGUUUUUCUCCUUUUAUAGAAGGAUUAAUGUCAUUCGGUGUGGUCGGUGUCGGCGGCGGCGGCAUUAUCUUCGUUCUUCGCCUAAACUUUUCGGGGCAUUACAAGUCUACAGGGUGACAAAUAGUAUUAGUGUUAGUAUUAGUGGUGGUGGUAUCAGGAGUAGUUUGAGGACAUGAACGAGUGCUUGAUACAGCGGUGGAGGUCGGGGGGAAUAUAAUGCCCUACUCAUCACUUUUGCUGCACCUUCCCUGGGGACGGCUGCCCGCAAGUAUAGUAUGAUAUGCUAUAGUAUAAGGUGAGGAACUGGCCCUAGAUCCCCCCGUAUCAUACACAUAGGAGGUCACGCAUAACCUAUGCAGCCACAAUAUCGGAACCUUUAACUUGCCAAAGAGAAUGCCGGUGGGUAUAUUUGUCCUAGCCCUACACCGUACGAUAUACGGUUUUCCCCCCUCUGCCUACCGCAUUGUGCUACAGGACAAUGCACAGAAUCAGUCUUAAUACAUAUAUACUCUCACGUGCUUUGGCACGACGGUCUGACUUGCUCGAGCACUAGCACGCAGUAUGUACUAUGCAAGCAUAAUAUGCCAAUCCCCAAAGGCCGCAGCAACGGCAUACUAGGAUUUCUGCCAUUGCAUGGUACAGUACGGUAGUACCAGGACCUUACCAUGCCUCGCAGUAUGCGAAGUCGCUCCUGAAAUGGUACACACACCCCUACACAUGAUAACACGACAGCCCAGACCCCUAGAAUGAAGUGUGCGUACCGCAUAAUCCCGGAACAUCUCCCCCCGCCCCAUUAUCUUGUGCAAGUACUGUACUCAUACAUCCAGUGCAGAGAACAAAGCCGGUCCCGACAUAACCAAUACCCUUAUACACGCAAUAGCAUGACAGCCUGGCUCACCACCAUGAUACCGCUAUAUAGCACCUGACAAACACAACUCUAAAGCAUACCUAAUCCAUACGUCCUUGUCUGUACGAAGUACACCGCACUAUACACCUGUGCCUAUCACGCCGGAGCACCCCGGAGCGGAGGUGAUCGCGAGCGGUUCUAGUCCCAUGAAUGACCAUAGGCCUAACCACAUGUAGUCCAUGAUACUACGUCACACUUACUAUAUCAUACGGACCGCACAAGAACCACCGGCACCGCAGACUACAGAGACCAUACCCGAAUUAGCAACCCAUGAACACUCACGACGACUUACGCUUGCCAGUAUUCGUAUUCGUACAGUGCCAGUAAAUUAAACCCCCUCAGAGAAAACCAGAUAAAGUGCAAUAAAGAACUGUAUGUACCCCACGACAAAAAAAACAAAAAAAACAUUCAUUAUACCAUCACCACCCUCCUCUCUCUCUCUCUCUCUCUCUCUCAAACGUGGGAAACCACACUAACUUAUCAUACAUAAAAGAAAUCGGGUCAUUGAUCAUCACUCACUUCUCCCGGCAGGCUGCGAGUGAGUAUAUGAUUGAUAGGCCAUUGGCAAAGAACACCGUACGAUAAGUUACCAGAGAUCCCGCACUUCCCUCUUCGGUUCCCGGUGAAACUUGUGGAUCUUCGAAUGGCUGGCCAGCCGGGGAAACCGCGGGGUUUUCCUAUCAUAAUGGUUUUGCAAACCUCGGUAUGAGGAAGGUUCCCUUUCUCCAACCCCCUCUCGGCUGCCAAGGAGGUAUUAUUAUUACGUCGACGGGGGGAUACGAAUAACUUAUAAUAAUACUCGCACAAGUACCGUAGCAUUAUCAUCCCAGCAGUUGGGACUAACUAACUUAACUCCUCUUCUUCCCUGGCUCUCGCCUCACCCGCCCGUGCUUCACUUUCAUACGGCGGUCUAAAUCAUCCGUGCGUCGACAUCCGCCCACCGGAUCAUAACAAUCACAAUUCAAUUCCCCACAACUAUAUGAAAAACUUAUGUAUCGGUACUUCAGGCAAAAAUCCAACUCGGGCACUUUUCUGAGCUUUCUACGAGUAGAACUUUUAUCGCCUGUUCCCCUCCCUCUCUCUC